Molecule: messenger RNA, 606 nt
Organism: Funneliformis geosporum
Lineage: Eukaryota; Fungi; Glomeromycota; Glomeromycetes; Glomerales; Glomeraceae
Source: the annotation of a GenBank genome assembly
AUGACUGAAACAGAGGGUCAAUUACUAAGAGAAUUAGUUCCUGUUUGCCAAUGGCUUCCACAAAAUUCACCUAAUCCAACUUCAACAUCCCACAUUUUCCAGAUAACACUACAACAAUGUCCUCAUCCAGCUGGACAAUUCCGUAUAAACUCAACUACUGCUCAUCCUCUCAGAGUCGAAUACGAUGCAAAACUUCGUUUUUAUAGUAAUGUUUUAUCUCCUGUUGAAAAUUUAUUACCACAAGGAAUUUAUUUUAUUGAAACACCUGCCGGAUUUUUGGCCGCUUCUGAUUUUGUUCUAUGUACUAAUAAUUACACCGUGGCCAAGAUGCCCGUGGAAAUGAAGACGCGCCACAACCUUAAUCUAUGUGGUUGUAAUUUCUGGGAAAUUUAUCAAGAUGCCGACUGGCAAGAAACAACUCCAACAACCCUGCAUGUUUCCCGUGUUGUUCAACCUGAUAAUGACAAUCCAACUUUAAGCGAAUGCGUUUACUACAUCAUCCAACUUGCAAUUAACGAUGAUGUCGGGAGGAAGCAGAGUUCAUUAGUAAAGACCAGUAGUAAAAAAACAACUGCAAGUUCAUCCAAGGGAAUUACCAAUACAUAG